Phycomyces blakesleeanus NRRL 1555(-) is the source of this 3162-nucleotide messenger RNA. RefSeq lists its product as hypothetical. Gene Ontology annotation, biological process: regulation of gene expression. The record is from RefSeq and is a predicted model, not a curated record. The coding region runs from base 1 to 3012 and encodes 1003 amino acids. The transcript is spliced from 10 exons. Lineage: Eukaryota; Fungi; Mucoromycota; Mucoromycetes; Mucorales; Phycomycetaceae. Gene Ontology annotation, molecular function: chromatin DNA binding; RNA polymerase II cis-regulatory region sequence-specific DNA binding; protein binding.
AUGGCUGCCACUGUACCUCCACAGCAGCCACAACCAACGAGUACUGCCCAGAAGCUAGCUCUUGUCAAUGAGCAAACAUGGCUAACAAUGGGCAACUUAGCUGAAAUGAUGACCGACUACGACAAAGCCAUCAACUGCUAUGAAUCUGCUUUGCGACAUAAUCCCUACUCUGUUGCUGCUCUUUCUCAGAUCGCGUCUCUUUGCCGGGGACGCGAACAAUUUGGCCGGGCUGUAGAUUUUUUCAAACGUAUUUUAGAUAUCCAAGAAAGCAAUGGCGAGACUUGGGCUGCACUUGGCCACUGUUAUUUGAUGAUGGACAACCUUCAAGAAGCCUAUCAAGCUUAUCAACAAGCACUUUAUCAUCUCUCUAAUCCAAAGGAUCCCAAACUGUGGUAUGGCAUUGGUAUUUUGUACGACCGGUACGGAUCCCUUGAACAUGCCGAAGAAGCCUUUUCGGCUGUGAUGAAAAUGGAUGGCAAGUUCGAAAAGGCCAACGAAAUUUACUUCCGUCUUGGUAUUAUAUAUAAGCAACAGCAAAAAUUUGAUCUUAGUUUACAGUGCUUCCGUUACAUUUUGCAUUCUCCCCCAAGACCUUUGACCGAGUCCGACAUUUGGUUCCAAACAGGACAUGUUUAUGAACAGCAAAAAGAGUACGAAUCAGCAAAGAAUGCCUAUGAACAUGUUCUAUCGGAAAAUCCAGAUCAUGCAAAGGUUUUACAACAACUUGGCUGGCUUUACCAUCAACAAAAUACUUCAUUCUGCAAUCAAUCUUUGGCUAUUCAGUAUCUAACCCGCUCACUCAAAGCUGACAGCAAUGAUGCCCAAUCAUGGUAUCUUUUGGGUCGAUGCUACAUGGCUGAGCAGAACUACAAUAAGGCUUAUGAAGCUUAUCAACAAGCUGUUUACCGGGAUGCCCGUAACCCCACUUUCUGGUGCUCUAUUGGUGUAUUGUAUUACCAGAUUAAUCAAUACCGAGACGCAUUGGAUGCUUACAGCAGAGCCAUUCGAUUAAACCCCUACAUCAGCGAGGUGUGGUAUGAUCUCGGAACACUUUAUGAGUCUUGCAACAACCAAAUACAAGAUGCCCUGGAUGCAUACCAAAGAGCUGCUGAAUUAGACCCUUCAAACCCCCAUAUCAAACAGCGUCUUGAACUUUUGCGUAAAUCUCAGUCAGUACAAUCUACACAAGGAGCUGGUAGUGCGCCUGUUCCUCAGGAUGUCAGUAACCCAAGCCAAUACCAAAAUGGUCCUGGUGCACAGCCCUUGAAUGGGCCUUCUUCAUACGGCCAGUCUGCUCCAUCCGGACCUCCAUCUAGCAUGUCUGCUUACCACACAGCAGCAAGUAAUUCCCAGUCUCGUGUUGAUGAUAGAGCACCCAUACCUCAGCUACCUAUUCAUGCUCAUUCCUCUCAUGAGCCCAUAUCGGGUCCUCCCCGCGAUUUGCCUAUGCCUGGUGGAGGUGGUGGAGGUGGUGGAGGAAGCAGUGGCCGACAUUCCCCUCGAUCCUAUCCAUACACACCUACUCGUGAUGAGCUGCGAAUUCCUGACAUCGGUGGUGGUGGACGUGCACCUACACCUACUGAGCGUUCUCAAAUGAACCCUAUUAUGCACGAAGAUAAUCGCCACGGCAGCGUUGGCCCUUCUCCUUCUCAGCCAAACCUUCCCCCUAUGUCAAUGCGCCAAUCUCCAUUCGUCAAAUCUGCGACACUCGAUCCUUCCACCCGAUCACCUAACCCUGAAGGUGGAAGAGCUGCACAGCUGGUUUCUCAGUCGCCUAACCCCCGUCCUCCCUCGCGAGGACCUCUUCACCUCCAAGGAUCUCAUUAUGAUGCCCCACAACACGCUUCCCCACGUUCUGGUCAUCAUGAAACUUAUGGAUCAGCGCAUUAUGAUCAUACAUUGCGACCUGCAAACUAUGACCACGAGAACGCUCCAUACCGUCCCCAAAGACCAUCAGAAAGUGGUCCCAUGUACGGCUCAAAGCAACAGCAAGCUCAACAACACGCACAUCAACAAGCUCAACAGCAGCAAGCACAGCAACAGGCACAGGCACAAGCACAGCAACAAGCACAGCAACAAGCACAGCAACAAGCACAGCAACAAGCACAGCAACAAGCACAGCAACAAGCACAGCAACAAGCACAGCAACAAGCACAACAGCAAGCACAGCAACAAGCACAGCAACAGGCACAACAACAGGCACAACAACAGGCACAUCAACAAGCACAGCAACAAGCACAACAACAAGCACAGCAACAGGCACAGCAACAGGCUCAACAGCAAGCACAGCAACAGGCUCAACAGCAGGCACAUCAGCAGGCUCAACAGCAGGCUCAACAACAAGCUCAACAGCAGGCUCAACAACAAGCUCAACAGCAAGCUCAACAGCAAGCUCAGCAACAGCAGGGAUCUUAUCAUUCUGAGUCUCAGCGUCAUCCUCCAGUUGUCAAAAAUGAAGAAUCUAGUAUUUACCGUAGCGUUCCUCGAAAGAUGCCCAUAGAUGAAGAAAGACGUAUGGAAGACCAUAGUCGAAUGGAAAGCCGUGCUCGGACGACAGAGUACCGUCCUUAUGGUGCUCCUAUUAUGGCAGACCCAAAGGUUGAAAAGAUGGAAUUCAAAAAAGAAGACAAGAGUCAAGAAAGUGACGGAGGAUUGGCACGGCAAGGAAUGGAUGAAGAUUUUGAUGAAUCUGCAGCUGAUGCACUUCUUAGUAUUGGUGGAUCUCGCCCAAUAGUCGCAGGCGAGAAGCGAUCGCAUGAGAAAGAAGGACCUGAAGAAGAAUCAAAGAAAACCAAACAAGCACACGAGGAAGAAGAACCUGAAAAUAUGGAUAAGGAUCAACAGGGAUCUUCUUCAGCAUUAGUUCCUGCUGCUGAUAAGACAGAGACCCCCUCGGUUCAACCGCAGGACCAGCAGCAGAUGGAGAGAGAUGACAAGCCAAGUCAGAUCGAGCCACAACUUUCGGAGGAAAGACCGUCUUCACCAGCCGACCACACUGCAGGUUCAGCAUAAGCAAGUGGUGAAGCCCUUUCCACACACCUCACACAAACACAAUUCCACUUAAACACUCAAUCACACACACACACACACACACACACAAAGUUCAAAAAACAAAACAAACCAAAAAAAAACAAAUUAUAUAAAAAUCACUUAUAUCAUCGC